AUGGCAUGUAGGUUUUCAGAGGAGGAUUUGUCCUGUCCUGUGUGCUGUGAAAUCUUCAAUGAUCCUGUUCUUUUGCAUUGCAGUCACAGUGUGUGUAAAGUGUGUUUGCUGCAAUUCUGGGAGACCAAAGGAUCCAGAGAAUGCCCUGUUUGUAGGAAGAAGUCGUUUCUGGAACAUCCUCCACUGAACUUGGCUUUAAAGAAUUUGUGUGAUGGGUUUUUACAGGAGAAAAGUCAGAGAUAUUUACCAGCAUCUGGAACAGUCUGCAGUCUGCACAGUGAGAAACUCAAACUCUUCUGUCUGGACGAUCGACAGCCGGUGUGUGUGGUGUGUCAGACUUCAAGAAAACACACCAACCACAAAUUCUGCCCCAUUGAUGAGACUGUAACAGACUGUAAGGAGGAGCUCAAAAAAGCACUGAAGCCCCUACAGGAGAAACUGAACACCUUUAAAGAGUGCAAACUGAAGUGGAAUCAGACUGCAGAACAUAUAAAGAUUCAGGCCCAACACACAGAGCGUCAGAUUAAGGAGCAGUUUGAGAAGCUUCACCAGUUUCUACGAGAUGAAGAGGCAGUCAGGAUCGCUGCACUGAGAGAGGAAGAGGAGCAGAAGAGUCAGAUGAUGAAGGAGAAAAUUGAGAAGCUGAGCAGAGACAUAUCAUCUCUUUCAGACACAAUCAGAGCCAUAGUAGAGGAGAUGAGAUCUGAAGACAUCCUGUUCUUACAAAACUACAAGGCCACAGUGAAAAGAGCCCAGUGCACACUGCAGCAUCCAGAGGAGCUUUCAGGAGCACUGAUCCAUGUGGCAAAACAUCUGUCCAACCUGAAGUUCAGAGUCUGGGAGAAGAUGCAGGACACUGUCCAAUACACACCCAUAACUCUGGACCCCAACACUGCCGAUCCUUUUCUCAUUCUGUCUGAUGACCUGACCAGUGUGAGAUGCAGUGACAACAUACAAAAGCUUCCUGAUAAUCCAGAGAGAUUUGAUGAUUGCUUGUGCAUACUGGGCUCUGAAGGAAUUAACUCAGGGACAUAUAGCUGGGAUGUGGAAGUUCAAAAUUGCACAAUCUGGUUUGUGGGUGUGAUAACAGAAUCUGCUCAGAGAAAGGGAGAUAUAUUCUCUAGACAUGGAGUCUGGUGUGUGUGGUAUAAGGACAAUCAAUAUAAAGCAUGUUCUACACCACAUCCAGACUCUUACCUUGCAAUAGCACAGAAACUCCAGAGAAUCAGAGUGCAUCUGGACUGGGAUGAAGGAAAAUUGUCAUUCGUCGAUCCUCUCACUAACAAACACAUUCACAGUUUCACACAGAGAUUUAAUGAGAAAUUACUGCCAUUUCUUGUUGUGGGUUGUAAAGUACAUGCUAUAAGAAUCCUCCCUUGUCAAUGCUCUGUAAGACUCAUUCAGUUCAGCUGAACCAGAUAUUAUUUUUAAUUAGAACUUCUAGAUUAAAUGAUCGAUAUUCAUAGCAAUGUCUUUAUUUGUCUAUGAAAAUUACAUUUAGGGCUUGCAUGCUUACAUAGUAGGUUCUAAGAACAGGAAGACCAACAAAUUUUGAAUGUAUAUUUAUUGAUUGAAGCUUUUAAUCAAUGAAGGCUUGGAGAUUUGUGUCGAGUAUCAGUGAGAAAACUUGUAAAACUUAGAUAAAAUGAUUAGUUUGCUAGGUGUUAUGUGUAAAACUGCGCAUCGGAGAAGACGUUUGUGGUUCUGUGUAGAUCUGAUUGACUUCGAUGUCAAUAGAUAAUCAUGCAGAGUUUAAAAUACAUUUAAGGGUUAAUUCAUUUUCCUUACUGCAAUCAUUUCAUGAAUGUUAAAUCCUUAUAAUGGUCUCAGAUUCAAUGUUUAUCAAGAUCUCUGUUCAUUAAUAAGUGAGAAUAAGAUUUUAACAUAGAAAUACGGGGUGAGAAAAAAAGCCACAAUGCUAAUACACUUAUUUUGACCUAACUUUUUGGUGAUGAGAGUCAAUGUUGUCCUGCAUUCAAAAAAAUUUGGACCAAUGAGUUAGUACAAUGCUUGAAUACUUAAAAUCAUGAUUACUAGGUUCAUACUUAA
Tachysurus vachellii is the source of this 2049-nucleotide messenger RNA. Its product is annotated as zinc-binding protein A33-like. The record is from RefSeq and is a predicted model, not a curated record. The transcript has 6 exons. Gene Ontology annotation, molecular function: zinc ion binding; protein binding. The coding region runs from base 1 to 1413 and encodes 470 amino acids. Lineage: Eukaryota; Metazoa; Chordata; Actinopteri; Siluriformes; Bagridae.